This is a messenger RNA of Monosiga brevicollis MX1, 450 nucleotides long. RefSeq lists its product as uncharacterized. Gene Ontology annotation, molecular function: nucleic acid binding. The transcript is spliced from 5 exons. Bases 1 to 450 code for a protein of 149 amino acids. The record is from RefSeq and is a predicted model, not a curated record. NCBI's taxonomy places the organism in Eukaryota, Choanoflagellata, Craspedida, Salpingoecidae.
AUGCCGCGCAAGUCCAGAGCCAAGGGUGGCAACAAGCAAACCCUCAUUGAAAAACAGCGAAAGCAAGCCGCUGCGGCGGCCAACCAGUUUCUUACCAAUGCCCGGCUGACCACAAGCCCUGGUCCGCCAGCUAGCUCCAACGCGGGGCCGCACGCCGUGGCUACAGUAACGGGAGGCUUGACAAGCCUGGAGCAUAAGCUCAACUUGCAAACCGCCACCACCUUGUGCAUCACUAAACUUCCUGCUUAUUCUACCGUUCAACAGCUGGCUGCAUUGUGCCAACGAUUCAAGAGUUUGAUGCGAGUUUCAAUCCUGCGCCAGGAAGGCCCGACCAUUGCAUACCUGAAUUUCACACGGCGCGAGGACACUUUGAUGGCAAAGAAUGAAAUCGAUGAACAAGGAUUCGACUGCGAGCUGGUACCAGACUUUGCGGUGGGUCCAGCGCCGUGA